UAUUGUUUUCCUUUCCUGUAAUGAACAAAACAAUUAUACCAUUUAUAUUUUAUACUUUAAUCAAGUACAUAACUAAGAAAUAAAUAAUUUAUUAACAAGCGAAGGCGAAAUUACACUAUUACUAAUAUCAAAUCUGACUUUAAAAUACAGUUUAAAAUGUCGAAACAAAAUCUCUUAUUUCACCCAAUUAUUAGUUCAAUACAACGAAUUGCUUUAUAUGAAACCAAAGCGAGAUUCUAUCUAAUAGGAUCUAACAACACACAGACUAGGUUCCGUGUGUUAAAAAUAGAUAGAACAGACUCCAAAGAACUGAUAUUAGUUGAUGAUAAAGUAGAAUACAAUAAACAAGAAAUUCAUCAACUGUUGAACAUGAUUGGAUUUGGCAACAGGAGUGGCCGAUCACCAGGUUUUAAUAAACUUGUGUCAGCAUUUGGAAUUGUUGGAUUUAUAAGAUUUUUAGAAGGCUACUACAUAAUACUAGUGACAAAGAGGCGCAAGAUAGCUGUGAUUGGUUCACAUUCCAUUUACAAGAUAGAAGACACAGCAAUGAUUUAUAUUCCAAACGAUACUAGUAAGCCUCUGCAUCCAGACGAGCAGAGAUAUGUGAAAAUGUUCCUUGCCAUUGACCUAUCGACAAACUUUUAUUAUAGUUAUAGCUAUGACGUCACACAUACACUACAAAUGAACAUGGCUCCGCCUAGGAAACUGGCACCAGCAUUGUUCCCAAAGCCAGUGACAGCAGCUGUAUACCAUUCAAAUCUAAAUUCAGAUAAAGAAGACUGUAUUUGUAAUAAACAGGAUGAUGAGGAUAUUUUUGAAACUUGGAAAACACAGUUGCAAGAGAGGCAUGAUAAAACUGGCGAACAAGGUCCCAAACUAGAAUUUGGAGUGCGGAGUGUGCCAGAGUGGAGAUUUGUGUGGAAUAGUCACCUUCUGUCUGUGGUGCAUUCCCAGUUACAUCCAGACUGGAUACUUUACAUCAUACAUGGAUUCAUAGAACAGAGCAACUUGAAUAUCUUUGGACGGCCUAUAUAUUUAACCCUCAUAGCACGAAGAAGCAACAGGUAUGCGGGCACCAGAUUCCUGAAGAGAGGGGCCAACAUGCAUGGUGAUGUUGCCAAUGAGGUGGAAACGGAACAGAUUGUACAUGACGCAAUGAUAUCUUCAUUUUCCGCUGGCAGAUUCAGUGCAUUUGUUCAAAUGCGUGGGUCAAUACCCAGCUUCUGGUCUCAGGAUAUAUCAAAAAUGGUCCCAAAACCGGCGAUUAUGAUAGACCGGAGUGAUCCAUUCGCUGAAAUACCAGCAAAACACUUCAACAACCUCAUGAAGAGGUACGGCUCACCAAUAAUGAUACUGAAUUUAGUGAAGAAGAGAGAGAAAAGGAAGCACGAAUCUCUUUUGACUGAGGUGAUAAGCAAUGCUGUGAAGUAUCUCAAUCAGUUCCUGCCGCCUGAAAACGCUAUUCAGUACUUCCAUUUGGACAUGGCGAGGAUGAACAAAGGCGCGGAUGCUAAAGUUCUCGACAAAUUAUCCGCAAUAGCCCGCACCGUGGUUCGUCGCACGGGCAUAUUCCUCAGCGGCAAGGGCUAUGGAGAGGCGAUGGGCGCGGCGGGACACCAGGGCGGGCGCCUGCAGACGGGACUAGCUCGAGUCAACUGUGUGGACUGUCUGGACCGGACCAAUACUGCGCAGUUCGCUAUCGGCAAGUGCGUUUUGGCGCAUCAGCUGUACGCGUUAGGUCUAAUCGAACAGCCAGUGAUCGAGUUUGAUUCAGUUUGCGUUCGACUCUUGGAGGGUUUGUACGAAGAUCACGGAGAUACCCUCGCGUUGCAGUACGGUGGAUCUCAACUUGUUCAUAGAAUCAAGACAUACCGUAAAACUGCGCCAUGGUCCUCCCACGGUAACGACAUCAUGCAAACGUUGAGUCGUUACUACUCCAAUACGUUCUCCGACGCUGAGAAACAGAACACCAUGAACCUCUUCCUCGGCCUCUUCGUCCCGGACCCCGGGAGGCCCGCCAUUUGGGAGUACCCCACGGAUUACUACCUGCACCAUCCGGAGACUAUGGUUUAUAUACCCAACACUAGAUCUCUCACAAAAUGGUGGGACGACGAAGUGUUAAAGUUCCUCCCGCGGCCAACCAACGAGAUGAAGAAGCUGUGCUGCGAAAUAAUUGGCAUGCAGGGAGACAGCAGCGCGCUGGAGAUGAUCGACCCUUACCACGAGUACAACCGCCCCUUUGAGUACACCGUCUUCAUGGAGUGCUUCGAAUUUAAGAUGUUCCACACACUACGAGACCUGGCGCCCAGCUUCCCGGACAGCUUGAGUCCGUUCGUGGUGCGCGGGCGGCCAGGGGUCGCGAAAGGCCCCAACUCCAAAAACCCGGUCAUAAGUGGCAGAUGCAGCACUACGUCCAAUAACUCCAGCGAUUCGAACAGCGACUCGACUUCGGAUGACGAUCUGACGAGUUGGACGGCCAGCUCGCGGCAGCCGGCGGUGUCGCCUCUCACGCUGGUGGCCCGGCUGCUGGAGGCCGAGGAGUUGGACGAGGCGCCCUCGUUCCCGGCCAUCAAGCGGUACAACAGCAUCAAAGUGGACGAGCCGUCUAAACGGGAUAUGUUGUUGUACAGGCGUUACGUCAACUUUGAACGUCGCUCCAACCCAGCAUACAAGCCCGACAUACACAUAGUGAUGACCGUGAGCAGCGCCUUCACCAUCGACAGCUCUGUGGAUGUCAUCCCACCGACCGUCAGCAAGGCUUCCAAAGAGAUAUACCACGAGUAUGUGCAACGCAAAACCGGAAAUGUUACCGUGCCGCCAGAAUCAGUUGCUCUUUACAAUGCAUAUGUUAAUUUUAGUCUGUAACAAGGCUGUAACUAACAUUUUUGUGUCAGGGUUCCCAACUUAGGGGUUUCCCCCCCAGAUUUAGGGGGCAAAUAAGUAAAAUGGGUUUUUUUAAGGGGUCUGAAAUUUUUAGAAGAAUUUUCAGGGAUUUUUUGACUCUUUAAUAUUUUUCAAUUCAUGAUAAUUUUAAUAUUUCUUUCUUGACCUAGCGACUUAUAACGAUAUAUAAUACGUUAUUCUACAACCACUCUGAGGCAACUGGCGGCAAUUUUCAUCAAAUAUAAAAAAUUGUUAAAUUUAUUCACUGUCAACAUGUAUGAUUUCAAAAAAUCUGAAUCUUCAGAUAAAGACGUAAUAUUUUGUCUGUAUUAAAUAUAGACUUUUGAGACAUAUCACAGCAUAUUAUUUCUAAAUCAUUAUGAAUUUAUAUUUUUAGGGGGACAACUCAAUAAUUAAGGCGAUUUUAGAGGUUUUUGACACAAACUUUAGGGAUAAAUAUUUUGGAGAGUUGGUAACACUGUUUUGUGUGGAAGCUGAAGAAGCAUAAUCGUUCCACCGCCAUUUUGAUUUUUCCUAAAUCGUGGCGUACUAUAAAAGCAAUGAUGUUAAAUACUAUUAGAUGUGUCACUAGGUCAUGAAAAAAGAGGCGCUCAGAAGAGGAAAUUUCCACAUCUCAGUGUUAGUCGUGGUCAACAACGAAUGUUAUUUGAACAAAUGAUACCUAAAUAUCGUCUGCGAUGUCUAGUUGUGUGUUCAGGAAGUGUAAAAACUAUAACUGUAUAAAUAAAUAAUGGAAUUAAAGACAAGAUUGUGUGCGCUUAGUUCUGUAGCCUAUUAUUCAGAUCACUUUUUGCAGUGAUUUUGUAGGGACGUAACCGAAGUAUAAAAUCAUCAUAGGUUCUAACAUUUUUGUGUGGAAGCUGAAGAAGCAUAAUCGCUCCGCCGCUCUUUUGAUUUUUUUCUAAAUAGGGGCGAACGAUAAAAUUAUAAUGGGUAGAGGACAUAGACGAAACAUGGCGGCAGGUCGACUAUGGCUACGUUCCACUUGGCGAUCCUAACGAUCACGUUUACGUGAUUUUCCCGUUCCACUAGCUUCGAGCAUUGCAAUCAUAAAAUCAAGUAAAAUGGAUUAUGGAGCAAUUUGAGCUUUGAUGUAAAUAAUACAAAAUGGAGAGUUAAGAAAGUUAAUUUUUGACUCAAUGGCAAUUGUGCCACUUGUAGUAGUUGAGAAUAGAUAAUAACAUGUCUGCCACUGUAGCAUAACUAGUUCAAGAAUUACAUUGUGUAAAUAUAUAUAAAUAUUAGUAUUAGCUACUUGAUAUUUUAAAUGUAUAUUUGUUCUUAAUUUAUUGUUGUUCAAUAAAAUCGCAGAUUCAUUUUAA
This is a messenger RNA of Bicyclus anynana (squinting bush brown), 4226 nucleotides long. It is a transcript of the gene FIG4, whose product is annotated as polyphosphoinositide phosphatase. Lineage: Eukaryota; Metazoa; Arthropoda; Insecta; Lepidoptera; Nymphalidae. Gene Ontology annotation, biological process: phosphatidylinositol dephosphorylation. The record is from RefSeq and is a predicted model, not a curated record. Gene Ontology annotation, molecular function: phosphatidylinositol-3,5-bisphosphate 5-phosphatase activity. Bases 157 to 2865 code for a protein of 902 amino acids. The transcript is spliced from 14 exons. Gene Ontology annotation, cellular component: intracellular membrane-bounded organelle.